AUGUCUUUCUCUCUAUAUUUUAAUACUUCGGAAUCUUCUACUGGAUAUAAUAAUGUUGUUGGGACAUAUGAAUUUACUUCUACUACUUCAUCAUUUUCUGCAAAUGAUACUGAUUUACUAUUUCCUCCUUUGGAAUUUAAUGAUUCUUUAGACUUACUUCCUUCUUUGGAAUUUAAUGAUUCCUUAGACUUACUUCCUUCUUUGGAAUUUAAUGAUUCCUUAGAAUUAUUUAAUGAAUUUUCUUUUGAUGGUUGUUUAUUUAUUACCCUACCCAUCAAAUUCUUUUUAUUUACUGAAUUAUUAUCACUCAUAUUAGAAUUAUUAUCACUUAAAUUAGAAUUAUUAUCACUCAUGUUAUUAUUACUUGUUUUAGAAUCAUUCAAUUUAGAAUUUGAUCCAUUAACACUCAUAUUAGAAUCAUUUAAUUUAGAAUCAGAUUGCUUUCCUUCAAUUGAAUUUGAUCCAUGUACUCCUUUAGUUGAUGAAACUAUUGAUUCUUCCUCACUUUGA
This is a messenger RNA of Hepatospora eriocheir, 510 nucleotides long. The record is from the annotation of a GenBank genome assembly. NCBI's taxonomy places the organism in Eukaryota, Fungi, Microsporidia, Hepatosporidae.